UAUUUAUACGAUAAGCAGGAGGAGUGCAUCUUCACUCAGUCCAUGGUCCGUAAUCAAACAUGGCCGCCCCCAUUCGCUGUAAACUGAAGAGCAUUUUAUCAUCUCGGCAUGCUGAUAAAUUUUCAAUUUUGAAGCUACAUCGCUGGUGUUCUAAUUUAAGUAAUUCUGAUCUUGUUGUUGUUACUAAGCAGAAAAAACUUCAUUUAAUUGGUAUUAAUCGUCCGGAUAAGCGUAAUUGCAUCAAUGACGAGGCUGCAUUGCAACUUAGAAAUGCGUUUGAAAAUUUUGAAAAUGAUGACGACGCGUAUGCUGCAGUGUUAUAUGGAAAAGGGGGAAAUUUCUGUGCCGGUUAUGACUUAAACCAAGUUGCAACAGGAAAUUUUUAUGGUAUCCAGAGUGAACAUGGACCAAUGGGUCCUACAAAAAAAUUACUUAAAAAGCCUGUAGUUGCUGCAAUAAAUGGCUAUGCUGUUGCUGGUGGAUUUGAGUUAGCAUUGUGGUGUGAUCUUCGAGUUGUAGAAGAAACUGCUGUCAUGGGAUUUUUUAAUAGGAGGUUUGGUGUUCCUGUUGUAAAUGGAUCAACGGCUAGGCUUCCACAUUUGAUAGGAUUAUCUCGUGCUCUUGACUUGAUACUUACGGGACGUGGCAUCAAUGCAAGAGAGGCAUUUGAAAUGGGUCUGGCUACAAAAAUUACUGCUUGUGGAACAGGUAUUGGAAACGCAAUCAGUCUUGCAAAUAGUCUGUGUAAGUUUCCUCAGGAAUGUUUGAGAGCUGAUAGACUUUCAGCAUACCAUGCAAUGUAUGAUUCUCCAUCUUUAAAAGAAGCAUUGCAGUUUGAACAUGAGAAUUCGCUGCAUGUCUUAUCAAAAGAAUCAGUUCAAGGCGCUGGAAAAUUUAUGCAAGGUAUAGGGAGGCAUGGAAAAUUUCAUCUAGAUGCACAUGAGAAAGAAGAGUUUUGAAUGACUUGUGCAGUAGUUUGUUAAACAAUACAUUUGUAAUUAAUUUAUUUAAAUUAAGUUACAAGUUUAAUUAAAAUAAAAUUUGUUUAAUUAAACUUGCCUGAUGUUCAAAGAAUCAACAGUUUUAUAUAGACUUGUAAUAUUAAAUAA
This is a messenger RNA of Uloborus diversus, 1109 nucleotides long. RefSeq names its product 2,3-dehydroadipyl-CoA hydratase-like. Gene Ontology annotation, molecular function: catalytic activity. The coding region runs from base 60 to 959 and encodes 299 amino acids. The transcript has 7 exons. The record is from RefSeq and is a predicted model, not a curated record. NCBI's taxonomy places the organism in Eukaryota, Metazoa, Arthropoda, Arachnida, Araneae, Uloboridae.